GAUGAAAGCAGCUCCAUUAGCAGUGGACUCAGCGAUGCCUCAGACAACCUCAGCUCAGAAGAGUUCAAUGCCAGCUCCUCACUCAAUUCCCUCCCAACGACUCCCACUGCUUCUCGCAGGAACUCUACAAUAGUGCUACGCACAGACUCAGAGAAGCGCUCUCUGGCAGAAAGCGGGUUAAACUGGUUUAGUGAAUCGGAGGAGAAGGCCCCCAAAAAACUGGAGUACGACAGUGGGAGCCUGAAGAUGGAACCUGGGACUUCUAAGUGGCGGAGAGAGCGGCCUGAGAGUUGUGAUGAUUCAUCCAAGGUUGGAGAACUGAAAAAGCCCAUCAGCCUGGGACACCCUGGUUCCCUGAAAAAGGGAAAGACCCCACCAGUUGCUGUCACGUCCCCUAUCACUCAUACAGCCCAGAGUGCCCUCAAAGUUGCAGGCAAACCUGAAGGUAAAGCUACAGACAAGGGUAAGCUUGCAGUGAAGAAUACUGGCCUACAGCGCUCCUCUUCUGAUGCUGGCCGGGAUCGCCUGAGCGAUGCCAAGAAGCCCCCCUCGGGCAUUGCUCGCCCCUCCACUUCGGGAUCCUUUGGCUACAAGAAGCCGCCUCCUGCCACAGGCACGGCCACCGUCAUGCAGACUGGUGGUUCAGCCACUCUCAGCAAGAUCCAGAAGUCCUCAGGCAUCCCUGUCAAGCCAGUAAAUGGACGCAAGACUAGCUUAGAUGUAUCCAACAGUGCAGAGCCUGGAUUCCUGGCUCCUGGAGCCCGUUCCAACAUCCAGUACCGCAGCCUGCCCCGGCCAGCCAAGUCGAGCUCUAUGAGUGUCACCGGUGGGCGGGGUGGACCUCGCCCUGUUAGUAGCAGCAUUGACCCCAGUCUCCUCAGCACCAAGCAGGGAGGCCUUACACCCUCCAGACUGAAGGAGCCUUCCAAGGUACCCAGUGGGCGGACCACUCCAGCCCCUGUCAAUCAGACGGACCGGGAAAAGGAGAAGGCCAAAGCCAAGGCUGUGGCCUUGGACUCAGAUAACAUCUCCCUGAAGAGCAUUGGCUCCCCAGAGAGUACUCCCAAGAACCAAGCAAGUCACCCCUCAGCCACCAAGUUGGCAGAGCUACCACCAACUCCUCUCAGGACCACAGCUAAGAGCUUUGUCAAGCCACCUUCACUAGCCAAUCUAGAUAAGGUCAACUCCAACAGCCUGGAUCUGCCAGCCUCCAGUGAUGCCCACGCUUCGAAGGUCCCAGAUCUGCACGCUACAAGCUCAGCAACUGGGUCCCCUCUCCCUUCUUGCUUCACCCCCAGUCCAGCACCCAUCCUCAAUAUUAACUCAGCCAGCUUCUCCCAGGGCCUGGAGCUAAUGAGUGGUUUCAGUGUCCCAAAGGAGACCCACAUGUACCCCAAACUCUCAGGCCUGCACAGGAGCAUGGAGUCCCUCCAGAUGCCAAUGAGCCUGCCCAGUGCCUUUCCCAGCAGUGCUCCCAUCCCCACCCCACCUGCUCCCCCUGCUGCACCCCCAGAGGAGGAGACAGAAGAGCUGACCUGGAGUGGAAGCCCCAGAACUGGGCAGCUGGACGGUAAUCAGCGGGAUCGGAACACCCUUCCCAAGAAAGGGCUCAGGUACCAGCUUCAGUCCCAGGAGGAGACCAAGGAGAGGCGACACUCCCAUACCAUCAGUGGGCUGCCCGAAUCAGACGACCAGUCAGAACUGCCUUCUCCACCUGCGCUCCCCCUGUCCCUGAGUGCAAAGGGCCAGCUUACCAACAUAGUGAGUCCCACUGCGGCCACCACGCCAAGAAUCACCCGCUCCAACAGCAUCCCCACCCACGAGGCGGCCUUCGAGCUGUACAGCGGCUCCCAAAUGGGGAGCACCCUGUCCCUGGCCGAGAGACCCAAGGGAAUGAUUCGGUCAGGAUCCUUCCGAGACCCCACGGACGAUGUUCAUGGCUCAGUGCUGUCCCUGGCCUCCAGUGCCUCCUCCACUUACUCCUCACAAAUCCGGAAGCUUCGUAGGGAACUGGAAUCAUCCCAAGAAAAAGUGGCCACCCUGACAUCUCAGCUUUCUGCCAAUGCUAAUCUAGUGGCUGCUUUUGAGCAGAGCCUGGUGAAUAUGACAUCCCGCCUACGACACCUGGCAGAGACAGCAGAGGAGAAGGACACCGAGCUGCUGGACUUGCGAGAAACCAUCGACUUUCUGAAGAAAAAGAAUUCUGAGGCCCAGGCAGUCAUUCAGGGAGCCCUUAAUGCCUCAGAAACCACACCCAAAGAACUUCGGAUCAAGAGACAGAACUCCUCAGACAGCAUCUCUAGCCUCAACAGCAUCACCAGCCAUUCCAGCAUUGGCAGCGGCAAGGAUGCUGAUGCAAAGAAGAAGAAAAAAAAGAGUUGGCUUCGAAGCUCCUUCAAUAAAGCCUUCAGUAUAAAAAAGGGACCCAAGUCAGCUUCCUCAUACUCUGAUAUUGAGGAGAUUGCCACACCUGACUCCUCGGCCCCCUCAUCCCCUAAACUACAGCAUGGUUCCACAGAGACUGCUUCACCCUCCAUCAGGUCCUCCAACUCAUCCUCUGUGGGCAUUGAUGUCACCGAGAGCCCUGCUAACUCGGUUCCCCACACUAGGAUGUUCCAUGCCAAUGAGGAGGAGGAGCCAGAGAAGAAGGAAGUAUCAGAGCUGCGUUCUGAACUAUGGGAAAAAGAAAUGAAGCUUACAGACAUACGCUUAGAAGCCCUCAACUCUGCCCAUCAACUGGACCAGCUUCGAGAGACCAUGCACAACAUGCAGUUGGAGGUGGACCUGCUGAAAGCAGAAAAUGACCGGCUGAAGGUAGCCCCAGGCCCCUCAUCAGGCUCCACUCCAGGGCAGGUCCCUGGAUCAUCCGCUUUAUCAUCCCCUCGCCGCUCCCUGGGCCUUGCACUCACCCAUUCCUUCAGCCCAAGUCUCACAGACACAGACCUGUCACCCAUGGAUGGCAUCAGUAUCUGUGGUCCAAAGGAGGAAGUGACCCUCCGGGUGGUGGUGAGGAUGCCCCCCCAGCACAUCAUCAAAGGGGACUUAAAGCAACAGGAAUUCUUCCUGGGAUGUAGCAAGGUCAGUGGAAAAGUUGACUGGAAGAUGCUGGAUGAUGCUGUUUUCCAAGUAUUCAAGGACUAUAUUUCCAAGAUGGACCCAGCCUCUACCCUGGGACUAAGUACCGAGUCCAUCCACGGCUACAGCAUCAGCCAUGUGAAACGAGUGUUGGAUGCUGAGCCCCCAGAGAUGCCUCCCUGCUGCCGAGGUGUCAAUAACAUAUCAGUCUCCCUCAAAGGUCUGAAGGAGAAGUGCGUCGACAGCCUUGUGUUUGAGACGCUGAUUCCCAAGCCAAUGAUGCAGCACUACAUAAGCCUCCUGCUCAAGCACCGGCGCCUCGUCCUCUCAGGCCCCAGUGGCACAGGCAAGACCUACCUGACCAAUCGAUUGGCUGAGUACCUAGUGGAGCGCUCGGGCCGCGAGGUCACUGAGGGCAUCGUCAGCACCUUCAACAUGCACCAGCAGUCUUGUAAGGAUCUGCAACUCUAUCUCUCUAACCUGGCCAACCAGAUAGACCGGGAAACAGGAAUUGGGGAUGUACCCCUGGUGAUCCUGUUGGAUGACCUAAGUGAAGCAGGCUCCAUCAGUGAGCUGGUCAAUGGUGCCCUUACCUGCAAGUAUCACAAAUGUCCCUAUAUUAUAGGUACCACCAAUCAGCCUGUAAAAAUGACACCCAACCAUGGCUUGCACUUGAGCUUCAGGAUGCUGACCUUCUCCAACAACGUGGAGCCAGCCAAUGGCUUCCUGGUCCGUUACCUGAGGAGGAAGCUGGUAGAGUCAGACAGCGACAUCAAUGCCAACAAGGAAGAGCUGCUUCGGGUGCUCGACUGGGUACCCAAGCUGUGGUAUCAUCUCCACACCUUCCUUGAGAAGCACAGCACCUCAGACUUCCUCAUCGGCCCCUGCUUCUUUCUGUCCUGUCCCAUUGGCAUUGAGGACUUCCGGACUUGGUUCAUUGACCUGUGGAACAACUCUAUCAUUCCCUACCUACAGGAAGGAGCCAAGGAUGGGAUCAAGGUCCAUGGACAGAAAGCUGCUUGGGAGGACCCAGUGGAGUGGGUCCGGGACACUCUUCCCUGGCCAUCAGCCCAACAAGACCAGUCAAAGCUGUACCACCUGCCGCCACCCACCGUGGGCCCUCACAGCAUUGCCUCACCUCCCGAGGACAGGACAGUCAAAGACAGCACCCCAAGUUCUCUGGACUCAGACCCCCUGAUGGCCAUGUUGCUGAAACUCCAAGAAGCUGCCAACUACAUUGAAUCUCCAGAUCGAGAAACCAUCCUGGACCCCAACCUCCAGGCAACGCUCUGAGGGGCCAGCAAUCACUGUCACCCCGGACAGCAGAAUGGGCUGGCCUCAGCUACGUUAACUCCUCCUCUCCCCCCUCUUCUUUCAGAGCACUGGCUCUCCAGCCCCAAGAGGAGAGCUGGAGGGAGGAGGAGGUAUAAGAAGAGGGACAGGUUCUUGGUGCUGCACCUUUGAGAACUUCCUAGUAAGGAUUGGUGGGGUGGCGUUUUGGGAACUUUCAUCCCCUGGAUACAUUUAUUGGCCUGCUCUCAUGACUUUGGGGAAAAGAUGAUUCUGGGUCUUUCUCCUUGAUUUCCUGUCUCAAUUACAAACUCCUGGGGCUUUCUGGAGAGGUGUGCAGAAGACUAAAAAAACCUGCAGCAACUCCUCAGCGAUUCUCAUGAACAACUGUGAGAGAGACAGGCCUGUGUGGAGAAAUCUGAGGGAGGCAGAAAGCUCCCCAUAUUUUCUCACAGACCCUUCCCAAUUCCGUCACCACUGCCAAAACUCUUUCCCCAGAGAUCUGGCUGGAGCCCAGAAAAAGAAGCAUGUGGUUUAAAUAAUGUUUAAAUCAAUCUGUAAAAGGUUUAAAAAUAAAAAAAGAUGAAGCUGGAGAGAGGAACCAGUUGCCAAGGUAGAGAGAGAGCUGCCUGCUCCUGCCCUCUGGAUGACAUAGGGGACAUUGACAAGAUGGCUGCCAAUCUAAGACGUCACCAAACCACAAAAAUAACAUUACAGCCUUUAGAGAAAGACUGUUAGCUCUGUCUUUAUACCCUCUAAUUUAACAUGCAUGAGAGAGUCAAUAAACCCUACUUUUUUUAUUUUUUUAUUUUUUUUUUUCCUCUCAUUUGCCUAUUUAUUUUCCUUUUUUGGUUUGUUUUUUCCAUUUCCUCCCAUGUCUAUGAGAUGCUUGGAUUGCUUUUCCAGGGGCUGGACUGACUAUUCCAAGUGGGUUUUCUUCGGAGAAUUGGAUACCAUCUAAUUGGCACCAGCUAGUCAUCUACCAUGCAACUAUCUUUGGCAUCCUUGGGGCUUAUAUGAGACAGGAAGCAUUGGCUCAGAUGUAGUGGGAGAAGAGGAACCCAGUUCCCUUGACUUCCCUUUUAAGAAAGCAUACAUUCUGCCUGGAAGUUCAACUGCCACCCUCUGGCAUGAGAGGGGAUAGUUCCAUCUUGAUAGAAGAUCUACUGUGAGUUUCACCAUGGACUGGAGGAAACCAGGAAACUGAAAAUACGCCUCCAUCUUGUGGAUUAUUUGGCCCCUUGCUGCACUAGUCUCAUGGCAGCCACUCUGCCUGACUGAAUCCAAAUUGUUUGGCCCUUACUGUUUGUCUUUGACAAGUGAAUAUAAGAGAGUGGACAUCCAUGUGAGAUACUCCCAAUCAGAAUAUAAGGCUCAAAUUGUUUAACUGAGUGGCGAAUAUCUGCCUUCCAAAGGGAUCCCACCUUCUGCAGAAGCUGCCCCUUUCCUAUUGUCCUGAAGGUCUGCAGAAUGUAUUCCUUCAUUCAACAAGCACUUACUGAGUAGUUACUAUGUACCGGUCACUAGAUUAAAAAAGAAAAGAAAAAGAUAAAACUUGGGCCCAUGAGUUCACAUUCUAUUGGGAAAUGUUAAUCUCCAUUAGGUGCACACUCCCUUCUGAUCUAGACCAUCAGGAUCAUCCAAGAAAAUGUGGCUGAAACCCAAGGAGCCAACUAGAAAGAAGCCUUUGAUUAGAUGUCCAAUACACUGGGGGCAGAAGACCUGGGAGCAACUGAGAAUGGAGCCUAAAGGACUGUGGAAUCUUGCCUGUCUGGAGUGAGCACUUCCUGCCAUUUCUGAAAGUCCCUGUACGACCAGUUUGCUGGCUGAGCUGUCUGUUGAGGCUGAAGUUUCAGGGCUCUGCAGAUCAGGGAUAUAUGGUGACCUUGGGCCUAAGUGUUUGCUCUUCAGAUUCCUAAGUAGCACAAGACUUAAUCAGAAUCUAUAGGCAUACUAACCUGGAUUACUUUGUCCCACCUAAUCUACAAGUAGAUGCAUCUGAAUCUUCAUGUCAGAAUAUUUUCAUUUAGGUCCACAAGAUGGCCCAGAUAGCUAGCCCCCAAGAAAUCUUCUGUAUUCAGCUGGUAGCUCCCAGAGAUGACAGGGUCCUCCAUGCUGGAGACUAUUAUUGCUAUUGCUGCUAAUUCCAUGAGCUGUGAAGACCCCCAACCAACUCAGCUGUAAAAUAUGCAAUUCUAUGGUGGGAAGAGGCUCUUUGUCCAAGGAUGGUGCUGAAAUCACUGCCUUAAGGUCUCCGCUAUGCAGAAUGAGGAGGCCCCAGAGCUGGGUGUUCUAACGUAGAAGGAAGGGAAUACUGGAUGGGCCUUCUUUGGACCUCUGUCUCUUCUGAACCCUAUCCUAAGCUCCAGUCCUGUGGUAAAGCUCAGACUUUUAAUGCCAUCUUAAUCUGAUGGUUGAGCCCUUAACUAUUUUCUGGUGCUGCCCAGCCAGUGCCUUCUGAUAUGGAUGUUACUGGCUACUUGAGAAAAAGGAGAGGGGAGCCUCCCUUCUUCUAUUCCAACUGCCUCAGACCCCUGCAAAGGAAUUCUUGUUUCUUGUAAUCAUGGAUACCACCGUGAAUUUUAUUUGGAUCCUCAGCAGGUUGACUCUGGAGGUCUCUCAUGCUGUGACUUUUCAUUUCUUUUCCUGGGAUCCACCACCCUCUGCUCUCAGUUGACUGCUGCAUUUAGCCCAGGUCUCCAAUUGCUUUCCUCCAGAAAGUGUGUUCACAUCUAGUGAGGUGGUGUUGCAGCCACAGUUUUCUCUCUGGAGACUGGCAUCCUGUUUACAGUUGCACACCUGGGCCCCUCACUGUGGGGAUCCAUCUUCUCAUAAAGGAAUCCUGGUUAUGUGGCAACUGCAGAAGCUUGAGCCUCCUCAUGGUGCUAUAACCCCUUGGGACGCUCAUCCAGACUUCUCUGAAGCAGAAAACCUGAAUUUCCCGCUCACUGCCCUAGAAUUAAUGGCAAAAGCAAAUCCACAGCAUUCUCUCCUACCUACGCUUCUUGAUUGAGACUACUGGGAUCCUUCAAAAAAGAAAAACUGGGUCCUAUAGCUAAUCUCAACCCUCAGAUAACCUUCAGAAGAUUCUAGCCUAAGACUGGAAUUCAUGCUAUACCCUUCCUCUCCAGCCCCCCAACUCUAUCCCUCACCAAAGCUGGCUAGCAAAUGACAUGGUUCAAUACCCAGCAUCAACCUAUGGGGAGAGCCACAACUCCAGGAGAGGCUGCUCAGCAGAGUCCCUCUCAUUUCUGGAUAAAGAAGACCAAGUUUUGUCCAAUGUAUUUGUUUUUCAGUCCCUGCCUAAGCACUAAAAAUAAAAUACUAGGUAAUUGGAGGCUAAUAUGGGACCUGGUGUGUGUAUGCCUAUGUCUCUCCUCUUCUCUCUCUGUCUCUUUCUCUUCCUCUCUCUUGCGUUUGCUGUUUCCUAUCUUCUGAGGCUUCACUGAGUAAUUUUUUUUAAAUCUGUGCUGUACGGUGCUUAUCUCUGUCUUUAUGUAAACUCUUACACUAAUGUCUUUUUCAUGUAGUCUAACCAUUGGGAAGCUAGAGGCUGGCAGGGAAGAAGAAUUUGCUAAAAGUCCAUGGGGAGACCUUAAAAUGAAGUCCUUAUUGGUUGCUAUGCUAGGUUUUGGUCUUGAACUACCAACCUUUCCACCAAUCAAUCCAUAUUCCUUAAGGACUUAAGACAAAAUAGUGACUUUUUUCCUUUUUUGCUUCUUGCUUUCUGGUUUUCCUGGCUUGCAAGACUCAAGUGGACCUAAUCUCUCUAUCUCUUUACUUCUAGCUGCCUGAGACAAAGGAAUACCCCUUUUCAGUGGUCUAAGAGACAACUCUAUUUCCUAUAGUAUUCCAAAAGAGUAGGAAGAGAGAAGUGGUAGCCUGCUGUUUCUCAAAAACACCUCAUGCCAACACCUGAGAAGGCACUCAUAUACAGAAACCUGGCAUAUAGGUGAAAUUUGCCUGCAAACAAGAGAAAAAAGAGUGAGGCCCAGUCCUGAAAACUGGGAUCAGGGAGAUAGCUACAUGAGACCUUAAGGAGUCUUUAUUGCAAAGUGUUUGGGAGGGGAAGUUGUCCUAAUCACACAUUUAACACAGGGUUCAAGUGUUGAGGUAGCCUGGAUCACCAAAUGUAGCUCCUCAUCCUGCUUCAUUUUUUUCUUUCCGUAGUGGAUAUUAGAUAAGCUGUAGCUAAUCAGCCAACUCCAGGGAUGGGAUGAAAUGUGCUUCUGCAGAGGGUUUAUUAAUGGCAACAGAUAUACUAAUGAAAUACUGGUAUGCUCAUGAUGACGGUCAUAACUGAUUCACGGCCCAACUGACAAUGCCAUAAGUAAUAAAAUGAUCUUAGAGACACUCUGUUCCCAAAGGCUGCUCUUUAUAAUCCAAUCAGCCUUAUAUUCAUGAGCCGUUAAUCAACCUGACCAGCAGGGAUACACAGGGCCACCAACCUGGCUGUCGCCUCUGCCAGGGUGCCCGUGUGCACAUCUGCUCAGCCACGCCCUGGAAGCAAGCACUGCCGGCCACAGACCCUGGGAAAGGUGGAAGUAAACUGGAAGGUGGUAUAGUCCUAAAGUGAAACAAUCAAAAUUUGGAGGCUGCUGGGAGACCAAGACAAUUGAAAACUAAACCUAGGUCCUCUCAGCUUGAUGUUUUGACCAUCAUUCUUAAUGACUGUGCCAUGGAGAAUUUUCCAUGGCAAGGGUGGUCGUGGAGGUAAGUGAACCACUAGUUCCUUGACUCAACCCUUUUCAUUACUUAAAGCAGUGGUUCUCAAAGUGUGGUCCCAAAUCAGCAGCAUCAGCAUCAUCUGGGAACAUGUUAAAAAUAAAAUUCUCAGGCCCCAUCCCAGACCUACAGAAACAGAAACUCUGGGAAUAGGACCAAGGAAUCCGUGUUUUAACAAACCUUCCCAGUGAUUCUGACGCACACUAAAGAUUGAGAUUCACUGUUUUAAAGGGAAAGCCACCUAUCAGAGUCCCCACACUGAGGGGCUUUAAGACUGAAAAUAAGAAGGUCCUAGGUGACAAUUCAGACUUCAUAAUUAAUUUCAAAGUCACCUUUUUCAUGCUUAUGUUUGUUUUUCAUUUUAUUUUAACAAAGAAAAAACAGGUGUGCUUUGGGGCAGAAGUUAGGAGAGUACAUCUUUCCUAGUUGAACACAACGGUCAGUGAAAAAUCUCACAGUUCUGAAAUGUCUACCUGGCAAACUAAAGGGCUUCAACAGAGAAAAGCAGUCGGACGUCUCUUCCAGAUUGCUCUUCUGCUGGAUUAUAUGUGUCUAUAUCUGAAUCUUUUUCUGAUUAUGUAAUAGGAUGGAAGAAGUUUAAAAAAAAAAAAAA
This is a messenger RNA of Trichechus manatus latirostris (Florida manatee), 9703 nucleotides long. It is a transcript of the gene NAV1, whose product is annotated as neuron navigator 1. Lineage: Eukaryota; Metazoa; Chordata; Mammalia; Sirenia; Trichechidae. The transcript has 25 exons. Gene Ontology annotation, biological process: neurogenesis; nervous system development; microtubule bundle formation. The coding region runs from base 247 to 4368 and encodes 1373 amino acids. Gene Ontology annotation, molecular function: ATP hydrolysis activity. The record is from RefSeq and is a predicted model, not a curated record. Gene Ontology annotation, cellular component: microtubule cytoskeleton; axon initial segment.